Messenger RNA from Leishmania mexicana MHOM/GT/2001/U1103, 4290 nucleotides. Its product is annotated as mitochondrial DNA polymerase I protein B,putative. Gene Ontology annotation, molecular function: DNA-directed DNA polymerase activity; DNA binding. Gene Ontology annotation, biological process: double-strand break repair; DNA-templated DNA replication. NCBI's taxonomy places the organism in Eukaryota, Euglenozoa, Kinetoplastea, Trypanosomatida, Trypanosomatidae. The transcript has a single exon. The record is from RefSeq and is a predicted model, not a curated record. Bases 1 to 4290 code for a protein of 1429 amino acids.
AUGUUUCGUCGCUUGGGCAGCUCCGCGCCCCGCGCGCUGGUGCAACCACUGCGCUCAAGCUGCACUGUGCAGUCCCUGACAAAGGCCCAGGCAGCGCUGGCAAGAGGGAAGGCUCCGUCAGUGGAUGCCGCUGCAGAGUACGCCGAGUUCUUUCGCGUCCCCAUUUCGGUGGACGCCGGUGUCGUGCGCAGUACGCAGGAAUACUACACCAACAUCCAGAGGCUGGUAGCCGAGAAUCAAAGCACCGUUGCUCAGCGUAACUCGCCGAAGAACUGCGGGGAAAGCAGCGUGGCGACUUUCCUGGCGGGGUAUCACUUCCAGACAGCCACCUUCCAGAUCUUUUCCAUCUCGGCGGACAACAUUGCGUGUAGCGUGGACACGAGGAUGGAGGCUUCAGAAGUGUGGAGUGUAGCGGAUGAGCUCAUGACCCACAUUAGCGGCGAAUCACCGCAGCUUGCCCUCAUACCCGUUGUAGAGACGGAACAGGAGCGGAAAAGGCUGAAGGAGCCUCUCCAAAAGCUCACGGCCUUGCUGAAGUUCAGUGGGCUGCAAGUAGCCACUCACGUUGACACCCUCGAGCUCAGCUCCGUGCUGUGCCACAGUCCUCCGUCGCCGCGUGAUAUCACACGGGACGCCGUAUCUGGUGUGUCUCCAGCUCCUAUGACACGCACAUGGUUCCAGGCGCAUUGGGCGUUCAUCCGCACUGCAGCGUGCCAGGCGGUGUCGGCAGACCCGUUGCGGACUGUGAGCACGUACGUGCUGCCUCGCUUCUCCGUCUACCUCAUUCAUCUCGUGCGCGCCGGCACUCGUGGGCUUAACGUGUCGCUCUGGGAUCCGGUGAGUCGCCGCCGCUUCUCCGCCAAAGGCAUGCUCUCUGACGUGCUUGCCUGCCUGCUCGAUACGCGUUCCAGGCAGAUGAUCUUGGUACCCACGAACCGCACCGACCGCGCUGCACUCUUCCGCUGCCGCACCGCCGUCGUGAGGGCCGGCCACGAUUGCGUCGUCGUGUACGCGUCAGAGGUGAGCGACCGCCUGCGCGGCUGCUACCACUCUGACCUGAUGCGGUACUGGGGGGCGAUGAAGGAGACUGCAAGCUUCCUGGACGCGGAUCUGCUCUUCGGCAUCUACACAGCAGCCGGCAACACACUCCGCAGUUAUCAGCGCAAGAAGCUCUCCCAGAGCCAGACGUUUGACCACUUAAGUCUGCUGAACAGCUCCUCGGAUGAGGGCAUCGCGACCCCACAGAACGUGCUCGACUGGGCCUGCUACUUUACUCUCCCCAAACGUGUCGCAGCCGAAAAGGCGGAGCUGCGCCAUUACGACAAGUUCAUCACCAUCGCCUACGUUGCCACCGACCACACCGUGCACGCUCAGCCGAUGAACCCGGUAGCGGACAUCAAUUACGUGCUGAGUGCGUGCAUCACCGACCACGCGAAUCGAACAGUGGAGCCGUGGGCCAUCUACAGGGAGCGCGGGCAGUUCUGCUUACCCAGCCUCGAUGGAUACGACGUGCUCGUCACACACGAUGCCAAGUCGCUUGUGCUGCUGUUGUCAGGUGAUGCCGAGCUGCAGAAGUUCAUCAAGCGCGGCGGUCGUGUGUGGUGUGUGACGCUGGCCGAGUAUCUUCUGGAGGCGCAGCGAUGCACCUCUGGCAGCAACAGGCUUCACGAUUUGGCCCUUCGUCACGGUGUGCAGCUGCCGCCAUCGUCGCGCGUGGGUACGCCAAACAACCGUUUCCCGUUUGCCUUUCAGCGGAAGUUUCUCCUCCACGCAGCGCCCGCGGUGGUGAAGGUGUUUGUGGAGCAGUUGAAACGUGCGCUUGAGCAGUGCCAGGUGGUGAGCUUGGCGCACCGCAUGGACUCCCUGCUUGCGAUGGCGAGCAUCGAGAAGGCAGGCAUUCACAUCAAUGCGGAGGAGGCGGCACGGCAGACGGCCUCGCUGAAGAGCGCCGCGUCUGUGCUGGACGCGGCGAUGCAGGCGUACGUGCCGAGCGAGGUACCGGUUGACAUGAGGAAUUACUUUGACUGGGCUUCGUUGCAGCAGCAGCACGCCUACUUCUUUGGUGGCACAAUUUCGCUGGGGCACCAGGCCCACGCCCGCGAUACCCCUCUAUGGACGUCGAACGUGGUCCAUCUCUGCCACCGCUACGGCGCUUUCCUCCACAUGGUUGGGGAGCUACACCUGCAGCGUUACGCGGCCCAAUGCGCGCUGCCCACGUCGGGAGGGCUGCCGAACCGCAUCCAUCAGCACAUCGAGGCUCAGGGAUCGCAGAAACUGAAAACGUACCGCAUCGUCUUCUUUGACAUCGAGACAACGGGGCUCAACCCAAGCACGGACGCCAUUGUGGAGGUGGCGAUGUUCGACCCGAUCGAGAACACCACGUUUCACACGCUCGUGAACCCGCAGCGUUCCAUCACUCCGCGAACCGUGGGCAUUCACCACAUCACAAACGCGAUGGUGCGCGACGCGCCAACCGUGGAUGUGGUCGCGAAGAGCAUUGGCCAGUAUCUGCGCCUCGACAAGGCCUCGUACAACCCGCAUGAGAUUUUGGUGCUGGUGGGCCACAACGUCUUCUCCGUGGACGAGCCGAUGCUGCGCCGCGCGCUCGAGUGUCACGCGCCGGAGUGCCAGCUGGACGGCAUUCUGUUUUGCGACUCACUGGCGCUCCUCAAUGCUCACCGGAGCGAUCUGCGAUGGCGCAUGCGGAUCAGACGCGCGAACCAACCCCUCAUGGAUGCCCUCGCCUCCUCUCUGAGCCUCAGUCGCCUGAUCACAGCGCUCAAUGUGCGGCCGGAAGGCGACCUGCACCGCGCUGACACGGACACAAAGGCACUUUGGUAUGUGCUGGUCAACAUCCUCGGUGUCGCCGACAAAGACGCCGUGGUGCAGCGGGACAAGAUUUUGAUCGAGGCCGCUAACUGCUUCCUGCGCUCUCCGUCGAUCGGGUGCUUUGUACCAGCAGAGCGUCAAAAUCGGCUCGUGAAGGUGCGGCUGCCCGGCGUGGCUGCCGACUACGUCAGCAACGCGAAGCUGAUUGCGAGUCUGCAGAGCAAAGUCUUCUCCGAAGCUGUGCUCGCGUCCUUGCACGCGCACGGCGUGAAGCCGGCCGGCCUGCUCCUGCAGCGGCAGCUGCUCGACCGUCACACCUCCACGUUUCUGCAACCCAGCACAGGCGGGCGGCUGGCCAUUCUGCACCGAGACGGCAGAGUGCACCAGCACAUCGACAUGACCGCCACGACGACGUCGCGCACUGUUAGCGCCUACCCGAGUUGCCAGAACAUUCCAAAGGACGAUAAGUCGUCUGUGCGGCGUCUCUUUGUAUCCCGCUUCGGCUCCAAGGGGCGUUGCGUCGAGGUGGACUACUCGCAGCUGGAGAUCGUGGUGCUGGCGAUUCUGUGCAACGACGCAAACCUCACAAAAGACCUCAAUAGCGGUGUCGACUUCCACGUGAAGCGGGCGGCGUUUUUUAGCGGACUGCCGUACGACGAGAUUUACCAGGGUUAUAAGCGCAAUGUCCCCAAGUACGUCAAGCUGCGCAAAACGGCGAAGCAGUUCUCCUUUCAGCGUCUGUACGGCGCUGGGGUGCCGCUGCUGCACAAGACCACCGGCAUUCCAGUAAAGGACCUGGAGGCGUCGAUUCAGAGAGAGAAUGAGGAGUACCCCGGCAUCGCGCAGUUUCACCGCAUUAUCCGCUCUGUCGCGCUUCGCCCGAACAACCCAGGACUGCCCACCAGCUUCAUUGCCGAGAUGCCGACGGGGCUGCGGAUGAGCCUGCGCACGCGGGAUGUGGUGCUGAACCUGCCUCCCAUCAAGAACUACCCAAUUCAAGGGUACGGCGCGGAGCUGGCGCAGAUGAUGCUCGGCCGACUCUACCGGCACUUUGUGCGGAAAGACUUCUACAAGGACCGCGCGUUUCUCAUCAACUUUGUUCACGACUCGGUGUGGAUGGACUGCCACGUCGAUGUGCUGCGGGAAUGUGUAACGGACACAUGCCGCAUCCUCGGCUCGGUGCACGAGUACGUCCCAAAGGUGUUUCCUGGAGUGAAGAUCAGCGUGCCGCUGCAAGUCUCUGCGUCGUGCGGGGUAGACAUGUGCUCCAUGGAAAGCAUCAAAGACAACGACUACACGUUUGUGUCGAAGCAGCGCAAGACGAGAUCCGCAGAGGUGCAGGACUUUCUGGACCUGACGACGGCCAAAUCGGACUUCUCGGCGGUGAUGGAGGAGAGCGUCGCGUCUGAGGAGGAGGAGAGCGGGGAAACGGCGGCGUCUGAGGUGGAGGCGACCGAGUGA